ACUGCAUAGAAUUCUUCUGCACCCUCCCGCUCUCACUUGCGCAUGCCAGAGUGCUCGGUGGCAGGCAUGCGAUAGCCUCACAGCUUGUCGGAGGAGGCAGCUGCCCGUUCCGUAUUGGCUGAUGCAGGAGGACAACCUCUGGGUUUUAAAACUUUAUUUUUAGCCAUCGGUCCGACUGCUAUUGCAGGCGGUUCAGUGUGCGAUUGAAGAAGCUAUUUUACUGCCUUUACGACCAUCCAUCAGUGAAGCGGUAAGACCACGCAUGUUUGUAUUGCGGCUCCUGCGUAGAGUGGAGGGGGACAAGUCCUUGGGACACUGAACGUUUUCUUUACACAACGAGGAUACACCUGAACUGAACUCUGGAAACAAUACCGAAAUCUACGGAAGUUUAUUAGGUUACACCAUUUCAGGAUACUUCAACAGUGCGCCAACCUACCUCGUGUAGCUUACUGCUACCCAUCAGAUCUAGUUGCAAACGAUACCCUCUGCUGCUGUGUAGGCAAUGGCGAGUCCAGGGGCAGAUCACGGCCCUAAGAAUCAAGACCACAACGAACACCCCGAACCGACCACCGAGCCUGCAUUCCAAGAAGCCCAGAAAUGGAUAGAGGCAGUGACGGGAAGAAGCUUCGGAGACAAGGACUUCCGUGGAGGUCUAGAGAACGGCAUUCUGCUGUGCGAGUUGCUAAGCUCCAUCAAACCAGGGCUUGUGAAGAAGAUCAACAGACUUCCUACUCCCAUAGCUGGACUGGAUAACCUGACUCUGUUCCUCAGAGGCUGUGAAGAGUUGGGCCUGAAAGGAUCACAGCUGUUUGACCCUGGGGAUCUUCAGGACACGUCCAUACGUGCUAACUUAACUGGCUCUGAUUGCAACAGGAAGCUUAAGAAUGUGUUGAUUACCAUAUACUGGCUUGGGAAAGCAGCCAAUGGCUGUGCGACAUACAGUGGCCCCACGCUAGACCUGAAGGAGUUUGAAGGGCUGCUGUCUCACCUGAGAAAGGAGUGUGAGGACACAGAGAGCCCUAAGCGCAGUAUCCGUGACAGCGGUUACAUUGACUGCUGGGACUCGGAGCGGAGCGAGUCUCUGUCCCCUCCGCGGCACGCUCGAGACGACUCAUUCGACAGCCUGGACUCUUACGGCUCGCGCUCACAGCAGACGCCCUCCCCAGACGUGGUCCUCCGGGGCAACAGCGACGGUCGAGGCAGUGACUCCGAGGGUGAUUCCCGGAAGCUUCCGGACAUGCGUAAGGACGACAUGCUGGCGCGGCGCACCUCCUACAACGAGCCGCGCGCGGCCGUGCCCUUCAACCAGUACCUGCCCAACAAGAGCAACCAGAGCGCCUACGUGCCCACGCCGCUGCGCAAGAAGAGGCCGGAGCGCGAGGAGGGACGCAAGAGCUGGAGCAACGCCACCACGCCUGUCGGCGCCGAGAGACCUUACAGCCACCCUGAGCCCAUCCAGGAGGAGAGCCUGGCCCCUGAGGGGGAGCUGGGCGAGGCGCAGGUGGGCAGUAAGUGUCCGGCCAGCUCCCUGAGGGAGGUGAGGGUGAGGACAGUGCCACGGGGUGUAUGGCACCCCAAGACCGUCACGUGGGCGCAGGACGGAGCAGUGGAGAAGGACGAGGACAGGCCGGAGGCAGAGGACGAGGAGGAAGAGGAUAAGAUGAGGAAGAUGAAGAGGCUGGAGAAAGCCGGCAUCAAAGUGCUGCCCGCGUCGGUGCGCUACGGCAGUCCCAGAGAUGCAGGCGGAGAGACCGAGGGGGUCAAGCCUGCCUCGCCGGACAUCAUUCUCAGGUGCGAGAACGACUUCCUGCGGAACCAGCAGCCGCACGCCUGGGACUCGGAUGAGGAGGAAGAGGAGGAGGAUGCCGCGGGCGAGAGGAAGGUGCCCGACGUGCGGCGGGACGAUUUGGCCUCGCGACGAGCGCGCAUGAACCGCGGGCCUGCCCGAGGAGCCCACCACUUCCUGCCGGGCUCCUGCAGCCGGAGGGACCAGGAGAGGUGGGAGGCCCUCCGCCUCAAAUCCCAACAGGCCGUGCUGGAGAAGAUGGAGAGACUGGAGCAGGAGAAAAAGAGUGAGCCUGAGGCUGAGUCUGCUGCUGAAGAGUUCAUCAUAACCCGCACGGACAACCCCCUCCUGAGCUCUCUGAGAAGGGUCGAGCGGGACCACGAGGAGGAGGGUGAGGAGAGGGAGAACAGGGCAGUGGUCGCCAACUCACAGAAAGAUGACCUCGCCCGCCGGCGGGCUAAGAGCCGGCCGCAGGCACACAGGGACCCUCUGCUGCCCCUGCUACAGACCUCCAUGAGCCAGACCGACAUGGAGAAGUGGCAGAGGCUGAAACUCAACACAGAAGCCAGUGAGAGUGAACCGCAAUCUCCACAAUCUCCUGAGGUGGCCAUCAUAACUCGAAAAGAGAACCCCUUCCUAAGCCCCCAGAGAAAGGAGAGGGGCGAGGAAGGGGACGAGGAGGAGGAGAGGAAGAGGGGUGAGGGUGAGGAGGAAGAGGAUCACAGUGAGGUGGUGCCUAACGUGCAGAAGGAUGACCUGGCCAAGAGGCGGGCCCAGAGUGGGCCCCGCCCUCAUAGGGAGCCAGUGAACCCAUUGGUCCAGGCGUCCAUCACUCAGGCAGACAUGGAGAAGUGGCAGAGGCUAAAGAUGACCACGGAGGACAGCAGUGACUCCCCGCCAAUAUGUCAGGCCUGCAUUGAGAAAAUCUCCCAGCCUCCUGCCAUCUCCACGACAACAGCGGCCCAGGAUGACCUGGCCAGCCGCCGCACCCGUGGCACCCGUCGCUCGCCGGGCAGCCGCCAGCAGCGCUUCGUGACGUUUGGUCCAGUGACAGAGAUGGACCAGAGGUGCUGGGAGCGUCUGAGCAUCGCUCGGCCAGGGCAGGGGGGCGAGGAGGAGGAGGAGGAAGGGGGGAAGGGCGAGAGAGACGAGUCACAGACACUCCAACGCCUCCUCUCCGCCGUGCCCGUCGCCAUGCCAACCAUUGGGACGAACUCUCCGCUCCAAAAAAGGCUGGGCAGCCCUGAAAUUCCCAGUGCCCCCACGUCAGCCUCGAGCACACAUGUGCAUGUGCGUGACAUCAGCCGACCUUUGACCUCGGCCGAACAUGAGGAGCUGGACGAGUUGCUGACGCAGUAUGGCCGAAGGGUCCCAGAGGAACCAGAAGAGGGGCAAGAGGAAGAGGAGGAGAGACAGCCUGACGUGAGGAAGGACGACAUGUUGGCCCGCAGAACGGCCGCGCAUCAGAAGUCCAGCGUCCAGGCCCACAACCGCUUCCUCCCCAUGCCGGGCGGCUCCAAGGCCCAGCCACCGAGAGAGAGCACCCAGAACGGACACGCCCAACGCAGGGUGGUGGGCACGGUGGGGAACCGCCCCCGGACGGAGGCGGUGACGGAGUACUCAGAGUGGAACAUUAAGACUGCCAGGAACUGGAUAGGACAGAGAACAGAGUCUCAGAAACAAGAGCCCAAGGUGUCUUCACCACCAAUCACCACGGAGAUGCAAAAGGACCUUUAUGCCGCCUCAUCUGUUGGCGCAGCUGCCCACAGACAGGGCAGCGUGGACAGAGCGCGUGGCGACGACUGGGACGAAGAAUAUGACGAUGACGGUCCACUGCCAGACCCGGAGAAGGACGACAUGCUCGCACGGAGGACAGGAUCAUACCAAAAGGCUGUAGGGGGGACAGGGCAACCUUUUCUCCCUGUUCCAGGCACAGCCAGGUAUAAAGGCACCCCUGCUGCUGGUUUCGGCCAGUCCCAGCUGAAGUCCAAAGAGAGAGAGAAGCCCAAGGACAGCUUAAGCGCUGUGGCCUCUCCCGCCAGAGAUGUUGCCAGGAAGUGCCCUCAGAUGACGGACAGGGAGGAGGCGGGCUCUGCAGAGGCUUUGGGACCUCUGUGGGAAGCAGCUGGGGCAGACGAGCCUAAAAGUGCCCCAACUGCCCCCGGCCCUCCACCCCAGCAGGGCAACACUGCCCCCCAAAGACGACCCUCCUGGCUGGAGGACGAUGACCUACCCCCAAUAUUCAGCCACAGAGCUGCUAGUGCAGCUGAUGAGCCAGAGAGCAUGAGCAUGUUUGACAUGCGCUGUGAGGAGGAGGCCAUCCUGCAGCCGCACAGCCAGUCGCGCCACGAGGACCUGCACAACCAGUACAACAAGGAGGACGACCAGUGGCAGGAUGACCUGGCCCGUUGGAAGAACCGGAGGCGAAGUGCAUCUCAGGACCUCAUCAAGAAGGAGAACGAGAGGAAGAUGAUGGAGAAGAUGAUGAAGGAGGAGCAAGCAUCUGCACUUCGGAGGAAGAGUAUCAAGACCUACAAGGAGAUUGUGGAAGAGAAGGAGCGUCGUGAGCAGGAGCUGCACGAGGCCUACGACAGGGCCCGCACCCCUGAGGAGAAAGCGGCCGUGCUGCAGCGCUACGCCCUGCGCUUCACCAUCAGCGACGCCAUCCUGGAACGUCUGCAGAUCCCGCAGCCGCCCGAGAAAGAAGCUCCCCAGCUCCCCUCCACUGCCACAACCACCACGGCAACCACCACGGCUCCCGCCUCCGACACCACCAUCACGCCCACCGCCACCACGCCCGCCACCGCCACCACGCCCGCCACCGCCACCCCACCCCAGCCACGGUCGCCCCCAGCCGCUAGCCAGCCCAAGCAGCCUCAGCCACCUCCCUCUCCAGCCAAAUUCACUCCCGGCACGAAGGCUGCCGUGGAAGACGCCCCCAAACCUAAAGUGCCCUCGCAACAGCAGACACGGACGAUGAGCCCUCCCUUUCAGCCCCAGAGCCGGACCCUGUCCCCGGAGCAGUCGCCCACCCGCACCCCUCCCGCUCUGUCCAAGCCCGUGCCUCUGUUCACGCCCAAGCCUUACAGCCAGCCAAGGCCCAACCAGAGUGGACACAAGCCAGUCAAGGCUGAUGGGCUGAUACGCAUCAAUGGAGAAAUCAACGAAGAUAAAAAGGAGAUCACCAGGCUGAGCUCUCCACCGCCUCCGCUGCCUCCUACACCCUCAGCCAAUCAGGACGCGGCUGGGACCACACAGGGAGGAGCCGCCGCGCCCCCCACGUCUCCCCAGACGUGCACCAAACCCCCCCAGGAGGAACGUCAGCCCAGAUCCCCGCAGAGGGACACCACCAAGGGGGAGGAGGAGGAGGAGGAGGAGGAGGAGGAGCGGGCGGCUCCCACAUCUCCUUCAUCUCAGGAGACGAGCCGAGGUGGAGAGCAGGCAUCUGCUGACGUCACCCAGUCUCCACUUAGAGUGUCCGAACAGAAGGACCUCGCUGCUGGAGGGAAGCGGAAUUGUGUUGUCAAAACGACCAUCGUGACAGAACUCACACAGACACAGGUCAUCGAUGAAGCAGAUGCAACCACUAGAACAUGGAUGAACAGCUCUGUGAGUUCUGCUCAGUCCCCUGAGGACCUGUCAGUUUCCUCCUCCGAGUACAGCAGAACUGAUUCAGCACAGACCAGCACCCUGACCUCAUCUUCCACCACAUUGCCAGAUUCAUCACACUCGUCUGGUAGCUCUAGGUUGCGCUGGGAGUUCUUCGCGACGCCAGAGGGCCUUGAAAACCCCAUGGAGUGUAUUGAGACCCCUAUCUUGAAUCUGGCUAAGAGGGUUGACCAUUGGACAUGGGAUCCCAAUGAGGAGCGCAAACGUCAAGAAAGAUGGCAACAAGAGCAGGAGCGCUUGCUGAAGGAGAAGUACCAGCGUGAGCAGGAGAAGCUGAAGCAGGAGUGGGAGAGAGCCCAGCGGGAGGUGGAGGAGGAGGAGAGGAGGCACCAUGAGGAGGAGAGACGCAUCCUUGAGGAGACUAUGACCCCGUUGACAUCUCGUUCUGGCAGCGGAGGGUUGACCAGUCCAGUGUCCUCCCCGCAACGCACGCAGGACAGCAUCGUCCUGUCACUGUCGGAGCUGGACAGGAAACUGACCCAAGACAAGCAGACAGAAAGCGGAGGACACACAAGCACUCACAAUGGAGUGGCACACACACAGAGUCCUACCCUCCAUAGCCCAGCUCUGACAGGGUCACCUACACCAGUGCAACAGAAUGGGAAGGUCCCCUCUCCUAUUGACAACAGCGAGUCAGCCACCCCACAGCUGCAGUUCAUACAGGAUGGCUCAUGGAGAAGCUCGCCCGCGGACAGGAAGCCGCAGAGUGACGAAUGGAAGAAGACUUCCUCUCUGGACCGCAACUUCAGUCCUCCACAAAACUACCCUGCCGCGAUGAGAAGGUCAGGGUCCUAUGAGAACGUUUUAGGGUCAUCCACACCAUCUCCAACAUCACCCGACACCCAACCACCCUCCCCAAGCAGAUCUGUGAGUGGAAAGAAGCUGUGUUCAAGCUGUGCCCAGCCCCUGGGGAAGGGCGCGGCCAUGAUUAUCGAGACGCUGGGACUGUACUUUCACAUACAGUGCUUCAAGUGUGGAAUGUGUAAAGGGCUUCUAGGCGACACCAGCACGGGGACAGACGUCAGGAUUCGUAAUGGCCUCCUCAAUUGCCAAGAGUGCUACAUCAAAUCACGUGCUGCUGGUCAGCCUACCACGCUGUGAGCUGCAGUGGACCUGAAUGACACCCGUAGACACACCAACACAGAACAGAACAGAGUCUCUGACAAUCUCCACUGAAGCAACCUGCAAUGAGCGGAGUAAUUUUAACACAACAUCUCAGAUUAACUGAUAUACUGAUAAGGAGGGUUUAAAGCUCCCCCACGUUACACGUUUCUCUCUUUCUUUACAUCAAGUCUACUCAGUUUUCAGAUACGAUAACAUCUCUUUAUUUUUGUACUUGUAAAAUAACUUCCCCCUCCUACACUCUGCUUGACCUACAUAACACAAUAAUAAGUGCACUGUAGGACGUCAAUAAGAUAAAUAGUCAUUUAACCUGAGUUACACAACGCUGGAUAUUUCGAUAUAAGUAGUUUUUAAAGGCUGUGGGGUCACGUGGUCGGAAAGCUAGAUUUCCUCCUGAUUGAAAUUUCUAUACAAAAAAGGCCUCCUAAGAUCACAUGCUCACUUUGCACCUUGAUAUAUUAGUAUUAUUAGUAUUUUUUUAUCCGAGGCAUAAGUGAGAGUCUGUCGGUCUGAAGCACACCUUACCGUCUUUAAAUAGUAACUAUCUCUCUGUAUACAGAAUCCUGUCAGAAAGUCUAUAGUAGCCUAUCUAUCUAUGCUUUUUAAAUAGGAUCAUGUCUGGUGUCGCUGCAGUUUAACAUGUAUGAUGCCUUAAUCAUUCACAACGUUGCUGAGCUGCCGAGCUUGGUGGCUGCAAAGUAUUUUCUUGCAUGAAUUAACCUUCUGAUUGAUUUAAGUAGAGUCUACUUUUUUUUUCUUCUGAACUGGUGUGUUUUUUUUCUUUAGAUUGUGUACAUGUUUUUUUCCCUUUUGCUAAUUGAAAUUUCAUUUGCUUGAGAUGUAAGAAAUGGAGCACACAUGACCAACGUAUGAGGCGAAAAAACAAUGUUAUCAGGCGAGAGGCAUGUAACAUGUACCCAUACUGCGCCAUUGUUGGUUGUGUGCAUGCAAAACCUUCCCAUUUCAUUUUGCUGCAUUGUUUUUGAUUGAACAGUUCUCAAGUAUUUGCGUAUUGCCCGUUGUUACUCACAGCACUGUAAAGCCGAACAGUCAAACUAACUUAAUUUAUUUGAGUAAACUAAUAACUUUAAAAUGUUUAAUUUACUACAUCAGUUUAAGGUUAAUCAAAUGUGUGAUUUCAGUACCAGUAACUCAAGUAUUUAGAUUUAAGGUGACUUCACUGUACAUAAAACUACGGAGCAUUCUGCAAACAUAUCUUGCCUUUCCCACAACUGAAUAAUGAACAGUAGCAGAUAAUAGUACAUUGACUCGCUGUCAGCAGGGGAGACGUAGAUGUGCAACACAGUGGACAAUAAAGCCUGAAACGGUGUGACAGCCAAGGCUAUGCUAAUCGAUGCUACUUGACUAACUAAUUGGGUGAACAAUGAGAGCACUGGAUCAUUCUGUAAAGAAUCAAGUUGGUCUCUUGAGAUUUUUCAAGGCACUUCCAACAAUGGUUACUACCAUACAUUUGCCAGUAUUCAACAACAUUUAACUGCAUCUAUCCACCUGCACAUGUCAAAUUUCACUAUAAAGACAAAACCCAUGUCCAUUGUGGCAUCAGUAUAUUAGUGAAGCCAAUACUGUCAAAUGCACACCCUGACAACUAUAUUUACCAAACUAUAUUUACCAAAGGAUCAUGAGAAUAAAUUCCUCAGAUUGACUUACACUCUUACACAAUUGAGUCUGAGUUAUAUUUACAUAAAUAUUUUGUUUAGGUUGACUGUGAGUGUUACUGUGACCUACCUAUGGUGGGAAUGAAGCAUACAUGUCAAAGCACAACCUGAAGACACAGUCCCUAAAUUGUAUUGAUAUUUCCGUGCAACUAGAAAAAAAACAUUAAAAAAAAAACAAUUGAAAAUAAGUAAGUCAGUUUUAUGAUGUUAAUGUUAUUGCAAAAGAUCAUGAUAAUUUACGUAACACUCAAAACAGCUAAGUUGCUUAACUUUGUAUUUUUGAGUUAGAAAAAAAAUAUGCAUGAGUUAUUAUUCAUUAUUCAUUAUUUCGAGUUAGUUUGACUGCUUGGGUUUACUGUGAAUAAUGUUUUUAACUUUAUGCGAAUGCAUGGUUGAUGCAAAUCAUAUAUCCUUAUUUAAGUUUAGAAAUACAUUUUAUUCAAACAGUUCAUUAGCUUCCCCUUGUGUACCUAAUGCUCUCGCUUUCCGUUCUUACUGUACGGGGUGAUUUUGCAUCAACGUAUGUGCCUUAUGAACGAAGGUGGUUGCACAAUUUAUGAGAAGUUUGAUUCCAUAGAUUCCAUGAAAAUCCCAAAGAUCAUCUCAGUAACGUGAAAUACAACGAGAUGGUGUGGAUGCCUAACUUAAAUCCGAAUGUCAAACACGAUCGCCUAUCAGAGAGUAACAAUUCAAACCAAACCAACCGAUGGAGUACGUAGCCUACUUGGAAAUACACUCUUUCUAAGUUCCGACUAAUUAUCUCUGUUAAGGCAUGUGGUUUUCUAGGAGGACAAAUGCACAGAGCACAAUGGAUUUCUACAAUGUAAAUCUUCUAUGAAACUGUUAUUAUAGAACAUUAGCUCAUUUCACAAAACCUCAUGUCUACAUUUUCCUGCGUUUUCUGUGAAUAUUUUUUGUGAAACUUGAAACAUAUCCUUUAAGCGACCCUGCACAGAUAGACAUCUUUCUGCAAGGUUUGAAUGAUAUUAACUAUGUUACUAGUUUAUUCCCAUUUUUGGUAAUUGACUGUCCUAUCUAACCGCAAUGUAAACCGUCUGUUGCACUUCUGCAAAGCUUUGUCCCAUUUCAAUAGCGUUGCUGUCAUUGCUUUUCCCUUUUUAUGCAGUAUUGUUUCCGUUUCCGUUUUGCUUUGUUAAGCAUUUAGAUAAGGAACGAUUUAAACUGGAUUAAAAUGCAAUAAAGUGGAGGUGGAGUGGUGCAGAAUCGUGUAAUAUGUUUAAGCUCUGUAUUUAUUGUAAUCGAUUAAAAAAAAAUCUAAACUGAAACGAAUUAGAAGGAACUGCUAUGCAAUGGCUUUUAUAGCAAGUGUAUGUUUGUACAAUAAAACAUUGUAAAUGCA
Molecule: messenger RNA, 9613 nt
Organism: Alosa sapidissima (American shad)
Lineage: Eukaryota; Metazoa; Chordata; Actinopteri; Clupeiformes; Clupeidae
Gene: limch1a
Product: LIM and calponin homology domains 1a
Exons: 34
Coding region: 503-6556 (2017 amino acids)
Biological process (GO): regulation of focal adhesion assembly; positive regulation of stress fiber assembly
Cellular component (GO): stress fiber
Molecular function (GO): myosin II head/neck binding
Source: RefSeq, a predicted model, not a curated record